AUGUUCCCCUCACUUCUCAUUCUCAGCGGCAUUGUGGCAUCCGCUCUUGCGCACCCUGCUCUCGAGGCUAGGGCUAGCUGCACCUUCACCGACGCUGCCACUGCUAUCAAGAACAAGGCUAGCUGCUCGACCUUGAUCCUCGACAACAUUGCUGUUCCUGCUGGAACUACUCUGGACCUGACAAAGCUCAAGGAUGGCACACACGUCAUCUUCCAGGGCAAGACCACCUUUGGCUACAAGGAGUGGGAAGGACCCCUCAUCUCCUUCACCGGAAACAAUCUGCUCAUUGAGGGCGCCUCUGGCCACUCUAUUGACUGUGAGGGUCAGCGAUGGUGGGAUACCAAGGGCAGCAACGGUGGCAAGAAGAAGCCCAAGUUCUUCAGCGCCCACAAACUCGAAAAUUCCAACAUCAAGAACUUGAACGUCCUCAACACUCCUGUCCAGGCCUUUAGCAUCAACGGUGUCACCAACCUUGCGCUUUACGAUAUCCACAUGGAUAACUCGCUGGGUGACACCAAGGGUGGACAUAACACAGACGCCUUCGACGUGGGCGCGUCCACUGGCGUAUAUAUCUCUGGUGCUGUUGUCAAGAACCAGGACGACUGCCUAGCCAUCAACUCUGGUACCAAUAUCACUUUCACCGGUGGGACCUGCAGCGGCGGCCAUGGUCUGUCCAUUGGAUCAGUCGGUGGGCGGUCCGAUAACGAUGUCAAGACCGUUCGCAUCCUCGACUCGUCCAUUUCUAACUCGGACAACGGCGUCCGCAUCAAGACUGUCUAUGGAGCGACUGGCUCUGUCUCCGAUAUCGUGUACGACUCUAUCAGCCUUUCCAACAUCGCCAAGUACGGCAUUGUGAUUGAGCAGGAUUACGAGAACGGCUCCCCCACUGGCACCCCUACCGCCGGUGUGCCUAUCACUGAUGUCACUAUCAACAAGGUCACCGGCUCGGUCAAGUCCAGUGGCACCAACGUUUACAUUCUUUGUGCGAGCUGCAAGAACUGGACCUGGACGAAUAACAAGGUGUCUGGUGGUAAGACCUCGUCGAAGUGCAAAGGCGUCCCCAGCGGAGCGUCUUGCUAG
Messenger RNA from Emericellopsis atlantica, 1080 nucleotides. Its product is annotated as glycoside hydrolase. NCBI's taxonomy places the organism in Eukaryota, Fungi, Ascomycota, Sordariomycetes, Hypocreales, Bionectriaceae. Gene Ontology annotation, molecular function: polygalacturonase activity. The record is from RefSeq and is a predicted model, not a curated record. Gene Ontology annotation, cellular component: extracellular region. The transcript has 2 exons. Gene Ontology annotation, biological process: pectin catabolic process. Bases 1 to 1080 code for a protein of 359 amino acids.